Messenger RNA from Prosopis cineraria, 1358 nucleotides. Its product is annotated as biotin carboxyl carrier protein of acetyl-CoA carboxylase, chloroplastic-like. The transcript has 10 exons. Lineage: Eukaryota; Viridiplantae; Streptophyta; Magnoliopsida; Fabales; Fabaceae. The record is from RefSeq and is a predicted model, not a curated record. Bases 218 to 1090 code for a protein of 290 amino acids.
AAUAAGUCCAGGGAGAAGAAGGCACAGUACGGAGAAAACAAGCGAGAAGGCGGAAUUUCCAAGAUAAAACACACUCCUGUUAUUCCGUCUUCAGUAGCCUCAACUGUGGCAACCCACACAUUACUUCGCUAAAAGCUUUCGCUUCUUGUCAGUAUCACUGCAUUCCAUCUGUCCUUGCCACAUCUAAUCGCUGCCAUUUCGAUUCCAUCUCAAUUCCAUGGAUGCCUCGCCUGCCAUCCGAUCCGUUCACUAUCCCAUAGCAAUUGUGCGGCAAUUGCAGUCAAAUCUUGAGAAGCCAGGUAUAGUUCCGAUGCAUAAUGCUGGAUGGAACUCUCAGAGUAUACUCUACAGCCAUCGCUUGGACAAUGAUAGGAGGCACAUCAGUUCUCAAAUCACACGGAAGCAAACACGUGUUUUGUGUGCAAAUACAGCUGAAGAUACCCAAACUGCCAAAUCAGAUGCUUCUUCGGACAGCAUUCCACAAAGCUCAUUGGCGAAAAAGCAUGUGAAAAAUACUUUUCCUAAUGGAUUCGAGGCUUUGGUAUUGGAGGUCUGUGACGAGACUGAAAUUGCUGAGCUGCAAUUAAAGGUUGGAGAGUUUGAAAUGCAUCUCAAGCGAAACAUUGGAGCAACAAAAGCUCCUUUGUCCAACAUUUCACCAACUACUCCACCACCUAUUCCAACUAAACCCAUGGUUGAAUCAGUACCUGAUACACCCCCACCACCCCCACCAAAAUCAUCUCCAGAAAAGACCAAUCCGUUUAUAAAUGUUCCCCAUGAGAAAUCAUCAAAGCUGGCAGCAUUGGAAGCUUCUGGUACUAAAGCGUACGUGCUUGUGUCAUCUCCUACGGUUGGCUCAUUCCAAAGAGGUAGAACGUUGAAAGGGAAGAGGCAACCUCCUAUGUGUCAAGAGGGUGAUGUAAUCAAAGCUGGACAAGUCAUUGGGUAUUUGGAUCAGUUUGGCACUGAACUUCCUGUUAAGUCAGAUGUGGCUGGAGAAGUUUUGAAGAUACUUUUUCAGGAUGGAGAGGCUGUUGGUUAUGGAGACCCUCUUGUUGCUAUCUUGCCUUCAUUCCAUGAUAUCCAGUGAGGGAGUAUGUGAGUAUUUUUUGGCGAUAGUAUCUACGAUGAUAAGAUACAGGCUGUCCGUGUACUGGGAGAUUGGUGCUUCCGUGAGGGUCACUAUGUAAACUAGAUGAUAUAAUAUUCCAAAUUUACCCUAUUGUUAUGUAACUGAGAAAAUGAUUUGUUUUGCAGCGCUGAAAUCUUAGUCAUUUUUACAUUUUGUAUCAUUGUAUGUGUUGUUACAUUGUAACUAACGCAUAUGAAACAGAAGAAUAAUGUUACUGCUUUGCGAA